Molecule: messenger RNA, 2709 nt
Organism: Rhopilema esculentum
Lineage: Eukaryota; Metazoa; Cnidaria; Scyphozoa; Rhizostomeae; Rhizostomatidae
Product: beta-1 adrenergic receptor
Biological process (GO): G protein-coupled receptor signaling pathway
Cellular component (GO): membrane
Molecular function (GO): G protein-coupled receptor activity
Source: RefSeq, a predicted model, not a curated record
UUUACAAUACCAAUGAACCCUCUGAAUAAUUCAUCAUUGAUACAAAACAAAGCCACAACAAAUGUUGAAUUUCUUCGUCUGCGUUCUUUGGUAUGCUUUGCUAUUCAAUAUGCAUAAUUUGUUAUUUAUUAAAAUAGAUAUGCUGUCUCUUUGAAGACGUAUUCCCAUGAAUUUUGAACAACUACUCAGUGUAUGAGUCAUACACUCUAUUCCGCUGGACCAACUUCGCCGUGGAACAAUCAGCAUUAAAAGGGCAAAGAAACAGAAGGAUACCAUGCCAAAUAAUGCCAUUGCCGAGAGCAAUUGGUGUAAAACUGCAUACCCAACGCAGGGUAAUAUUACAGCACUUAAUGCCAUUAUUCUUAUGGCAUUCAAUGUUGCCAUUGCCUUGAGUAACAUCUUCGUAAAUGGUUUUUUAAUAUUCGCUCUAAAGCGCACAGAUCAACUGAAGUCAUUGUCAAUCAAGUUAAUCGUUUGUCUCAGCUUAUCGGACUGUUCAGUAGGGCUUAUUCUACAGCCGAUUGUUUUGAAAAUACUUGCUAAUGAGUACUACGGCAUAAACUCUUGCAGAAUUGAUCUUGCAGGCCAAGCUAUAUCAUUCGUUUUCUGUCACUUUUCUGGCGUGAUGCUAGCAAUAAUUUCACUGGAUCGAUACAUACACAUCCGACAUGCAAGCAGGUAUUCUUCCUAUGUGACAAAAUCAAGAGCAAUUGCAUUGGUAUUGAUCGAUGUUGCUAUUGCUCUUACAGUGGCGGCAGUAUCUAUAAUUGCAAGUCUACAGCAAACGUAUUUCAUCUUCGAUAUUUUCCUGUCAUCAUUUGACACAGUGGUGGUAAUUUUUAUCUGGUUAAAUUACAUAUUAAUGUUUCAUUCCAUUAGAAAGCACACAAAUUCUGUGCUCAGACAAGACAAUGGAGGAAUACCUAGAAUCUCUAAUAAACUGCGAGCUGAUGCUGUAGUUGUCAAAACUAUGAUUUUACUGAUGACGUCACAAGCUAUAUGCUUUUUUCCAUACUUCAUCGCAAGCUCUAUUUGGUCAUACCGUGUUCGAAAUAUCAAAGAAGCUAUUGAUAGCAAGCUUGCAUUGUUGUUAUGGUGGAGUUUACUGCUAGUCUUCAUAUACUCCUCAGCCAAUGGGUUGAUUUUCAUCGUUCGAAACCCGUCUAUCAGAAGAAGAUACUUUAGGAAAUUUUGCAAACUUCAGAGGCCAGUAGCUCCACAAACAAAUUUUUCUGAGAAAAUUACGCUAAAAUCUAGAAAGAGUAAUUGAUUGCUGAAACAUCUGUUGUUCAACAGGAUGUUCUGCUUGCUGCUACAAUAUGAGAUAACAAUGGCCUGCUCAUAGAGUGUGAGCUUGUCUGGUACCCAGAGUAUAGCGAUAACUGCAUAACUUCUAAUUUAUAACAGCUAAAGCGUACACAGGGGCGUGUCGGCUUGGUAAAGAUGGCAGAUCCGAAAUUCGGACAAAAGUAUUCCACUUGGUCAUAAGGCCAAUAAGUGUUUACUUAUCUCACUAAAGCGCUGAAUUUAUUACUUUCACUUAAUUACACGUUGGCGAUGAGAAUAAAUAAAACGUAGAAUAGACUAACUAUGCAAAUUGCUUAUAAAAGCCAACUAACUGCGUAAGUUGAUGUUGUAACUCAACUGUACACUAUGAAAUAAAAACUUCUUCGAAAAUAGCACGGAAAUACUUGUUGGUAUAUUCGAAAAGAGCAAAAUUUAGGCCAGGUUGCUAGAGGCACUUGUUUCUCUCCCAUGCAGACACCAAGUGCGUUAGCAGGAGCUAUAGCCCCUCCACUUUUUGCAAUAAUAAGUUAGAAAAUUUUUUGAAAGUUCACUCUAUGCUCUAACGCAACAUUGGAUAGUAUACUCCUAAGUAGUAGCAGUUCUUCUUGACUGGAAACCCUUUUUCUUCAUUUUCUAGGUAUUUUGUUAUCCCCAAGCUAAUUUCAUCUAUUUUUAUAGCUAUUGAUAUCUUCUCUGAACCAGACUGUUUAUAAAACUUCAGUGGUAGUUUUUCAACGGUUUUCAACGUUUUAGAGCGUGUGGCCUUGAAAAAUUUUCGGUCACGCCCUUUUCAGCUCACGGUCCCUGCAGCCCUAUGAACAUGAUAGCCGAGCCCGUUCAAGUCACAACCUAGUAGAAAAGAUGGUUUCCAACUUUUUUUAUUUUGUGGUUUUCCGCAAUGCAAUUAGAUCAAAAAUCAAUCCUUUGUGGGAAUCGAAAGUCAUCAUAGCAUGUCGGCGUUCAUGCAUGGGUUUCAGAACUACGUAAUCAUAUUACUCAGAACCCUGCAAGGCUAUUGGCUUUUACUUCUCUAAUGUUUCCUGGAACAACAAAAACAAGCCUACAUGAAGCGCACUGGAAUCAAACGAGAGAUAGCUCAAUGAUGAACCUGGAAAACUUCUGUUUCAGAGAAGUAGAAUUAUCUUAUUGGUCAGUUAAUCUUGUUGAAAGAAUUUCGCAUUUAAAUUUGUUGGUCUGUUUAUCUUUCCAAUACAAUUCAAAACUGAAAGUUUUUUAAAAUAAUGGAAUGAACGGGUACCUGACAAGUUUCAGUUGUAUGUAUGCAGAACACAACAACUAAGACAAAUAAUGUAAAUUACAUGACAAUAUUUUCUUGUCAUUGAUGUUCAGGUAAAGGAAACCGAAACAGACGGUAGUUAGAGAUUGGACUUUCCAUUCCUUGCUGCAAAAAUACAAGAUGGA